Messenger RNA from Histoplasma capsulatum G186AR, 1413 nucleotides. RefSeq names its product calcium/proton exchanger. The coding region runs from base 1 to 1413 and encodes 470 amino acids. Gene Ontology annotation, cellular component: fungal-type vacuole membrane. NCBI's taxonomy places the organism in Eukaryota, Fungi, Ascomycota, Eurotiomycetes, Onygenales, Ajellomycetaceae. Gene Ontology annotation, biological process: intracellular calcium ion homeostasis; calcium ion transmembrane transport. The record is from RefSeq and is a predicted model, not a curated record. Gene Ontology annotation, molecular function: calcium:proton antiporter activity. The transcript has 3 exons.
AUGCCGGGUUUCGACACCCAAGGCUCGGACGGCAACGGCUAUCCCACUGAGCGCACAGGCCUCUUGGGCAAUAAUGCUCGGUCCCGCUCCCAAUCCCGCCAACCGCCCCGUGGCCGUCUUUCUCGGCUCCUCUGGUCGCACGGCCACUACCAUUGGGUUCGCUACCCGUCAGAAGCUGCGCGUUUGACAUAUGCGACCCUCGCAAGCAAUUAUGUCAAUAUCCUUCUCAUCUUUGUACCCCUGGGCAUGGUCUCAGGUAAAGUGGGCUGGUCCCCAACUGCCACCUUCGUCCUUAAUUUCCUCGCGAUUAUCCCGCUGGCGUCGCUGUUGAGCUUUGCGACAGAGGAACUGGCUGCAACUAUGGGCGAGACUCUGGGUGGAUUGUUGAACGCUACAUUUGGAAAUGCCGUUGAACUUAUCGUCAGCAUAGUCGCCUUGAAGGAUAACGAGAUCCGUGUCGUCCAGGCAAGCAUGCUAGGCAGCAUUCUCUCCAACAUUCUUUUGGUGCUGGGCUGCUGCUUCUUGGUUGGGGGCAUCCGCCAUCACGAGCAGACUUUCAACUCAACCGUGGCGUCUACCAUGUCUUCCCUAAUGGCAGUCGCAUCUGCGUCACUGAUCAUCCCAGCUACUCUCUAUGCCGCCCUCGCCAGUUCAAAGGCUGAUACCCAUGGCAACAUUCUGCUCCUCUCACACGGCACCGCCAUAAUUCUGCUGAUCCUCUACGUCAUGUACCUCUACUUCCAGCUACGUUCACACACAGACCUCUUUGAGAGUGGUAGUGCGGAGAAUGCCGACAAUGGCACAGUAUUGCGGAAUGGUGAGACGCGGAACGGGGCAGGGGUUGAAGUAGUAGUGGGAGCAAGAGAGGAGGAAGAGACGCGCAUCCUGAACCCAUGGGCUGCAGCCAUCGCACUCUGCAUCGUCACAGUCGCCGUCUCCGUCUGCGCCGAGUUCCUCGUCGGUAGCAUCGACAGCAUUGUCCAGGCAACGCAUAUCAGUAAGACAUUUAUCGGUCUCAUACUGAUCCCUAUCGUGGGUAAUGCUGCGGAGCACGUCACAGCCAUUGUGGUUGCAUAUAAGAAUAAAAUGGACCUGGCUAUUGGCGUUGCCAUUGGCAGCAGCCUGCAGAUUGCGCUGUUUGUUACGCCCUUCUUGGUUAUUCUUGGGUGGAUUAUGGGCAGGGAUAUGACGCUCCAUUUCCACUCGUUUGAGACUGUGACAUUCUUUUUGUCACAGCUUGUCGUGACAUUGCUUAUUCAGGAUGGGAAGUCGAAUUAUCUGGAGGGGGGACUCUGCCUUGGGAUGUAUAUCAUUAUCGCCCUCGCUUUCUUUGUUUACCCCGACGAUGCGCAGGAUAUCGGUGGUAUUCUUGCCAGCAUCGCCGGCCUCGCUACUAGAUCCAUCUCUUCCUAA